Xenopus laevis (African clawed frog) is the source of this 4583-nucleotide messenger RNA. It is a transcript of the gene ppara.L, whose product is annotated as peroxisome proliferator activated receptor alpha L homeolog. Gene Ontology annotation, biological process: cell differentiation; negative regulation of inflammatory response; positive regulation of transcription by RNA polymerase II. The record is from RefSeq and is marked provisional. Gene Ontology annotation, molecular function: signaling receptor activity; zinc ion binding; DNA-binding transcription factor activity, RNA polymerase II-specific. Gene Ontology annotation, cellular component: nucleus. NCBI's taxonomy places the organism in Eukaryota, Metazoa, Chordata, Amphibia, Anura, Pipidae.
GCGAGAGCAAGGACGCACCGGGGAGAGAAACAGGGACCGGGGCUCCAACCAGCGACCCGCCGACCCCCCCCGGACACCGGUCUCCCAACACGAGGGAACUGAAUUCUCAGCAGCGUGAAAGUCAGAACCGCAAUGACCCGGCAAGUGUCUACUGACGGCGCCUCAUUGGCCAUGAAAGGAUAAGAUGUUAAGAUUCCAGGAACUGAUUAUUAUGGGAGUUUGAGUUCUUUUUGUUUGGAGUCUCGGAAACCUGAACUAAACAGAUUGAUCUAAUGAAGCUUCCAUAGAAGUAACGACUGAUUAACUAUGUGAUGAUUUCGGGUCAGACUUGCUAUGUCCGCCAUCAUGGUAGACACAAACAGCGAGUUGUGCACUUUGACCACUUUGGAUGAGGACGAUCUAGGGAUUCCGCUGUCCGGAGAGUUCCUGCAGGACAUUGGGGACAUUCAGGACAUCACUCAGACAAUUGGGGACGAUGGCUCCAUGGCUUUUGGUGCCUUGGGAAACAGCCCUGGGUCAAACGGCUCUGUCAGCACCGACCUUACAGACACUUUAUCUCCUGCGUCGAGUCCGGCUUCCAUCACCACCCCCGCGGCACCGGGUAGCGCCGAGGACGCGUCCUGCAAGUCGCUCAGCCUCGAGUGCCGGGUGUGCGGAGACAAGGCCUCCGGGUUCCAUUACGGAGUUCACGCUUGCGAGGGGUGCAAGGGCUUUUUCCGGAGGACAAUCCGACUCAAGCUGGUGUACGACCAGUGCGAGCGAAUGUGUAAGAUACAGAAGAAGAACCGCAACAAGUGCCAGUAUUGUCGCUUCGAAAAGUGCCUUAACGUCGGGAUGUCCCACAAUGCAAUACGAUUCGGGAGGAUGCCGCGGUCGGAAAAGGCGAAACUGAAAGCGGAAGUCCUGAUGUGCGACCAGGACGUGAAGGAUACGCAGAUGACCGACCUCCUCUCACUCGCCAGGUUCAUUUACGAAGCCUAUCUAAAGAACUUCAACAUGAACAAAGUUAAAGCAAGAGCCAUCCUGAUUGGGAAAGCCAGCACUCCGCCAUUUGUUAUACACGACAUGGAGACGCUGUGCAUGGCCGAGAAGACGUUAGUCGCGAAGCUGGUGGCCAACGGCAUCCAGAACAAAGAGGCGGAGGUGCGGAUCUUCCACUGCUGCCAGUGCACCUCGGUGGAGACGGUCACAGAACUGACAGAGUUUGCCAAAUCCAUCCCCGGCUUCACCGAGCUGGACCUCAACGAUCAAGUGACUUUAUUAAAAUACGGGGUCUACGAGGCCAUGUUUGCCAUGCUGGCGUCCGUCAUGAACAAAGACGGGAUGCUGGUGGCGUACGGGAACGGUUUCAUCACGCGGGAGUUCUUGAAGGGCCUUAGGAAACCGAUUGGAGACAUGAUGGAGCCUAAGUUUGAAUUUGCCAUGAAGUUCAACGCACUGGAGCUGGACGACAGCGAUCUCUCUCUGUUUGUAGCUGCCCUCAUUUGCUGUGGAGAUCGCCCCGGAUUGGUGAACGUUUCCAGUAUAGAGAAAAUGCAGGAGAGCAUCGUCCAUGUCCUUAAACUCCACCUCCAAUCAAAUCACCCCGACGACGGCUUCCUCUUCCCUAAACUGCUGCAGAAAAUGGCCGACCUGCGGCAGCUGGUGACGGAACACGCGCAGUUGGUGCAGACCAUCAAAAAGACUGAGACGGACGCCGCCCUCCAUCCGUUACUGCAGGAAAUCUACAGGGACAUGUACUGAGCCCUCUGCGAAGAUAUUUUUUUUAUUAGGAUUUUUUUGUUUUUUUUUAAUUUUCUGGACGGGAGCGAAAUCUGCAGAUUUAGGGCUUAUUUUCCUGUGCCUUCUCUUCCAGCCGCGGCGACAAUUCCUAACACUGCACUACGGUUUCUUCAGCAAAUGUAACGCAGACAAUCAGCCGGGGGUGGGGGGGCGAACACUACAGAAUAUUUGGUUUUAAAUAUAUACUAAUAUUUUUCUCUUUUUAUGUAUUUUGACUGAAAAAACGCGGUGUUUAUAGUGUGUAUACCGUACGCCGCGCUUUUCAUGACCUAAAGAUGAUAUUUAACAUGUUGCAGUUUGAUUGGGAAACAGAUUUGAUUCAGGGUCAUGAGAAUCCAACCCCCAAACUAAUAAAUAUUACAUUUCCCAGCAUCGUUGGAAGGCUUAAAGGGAUACUGUCAUGGGGAAAAAAAAUUUUUUCAAAAUGAAUCAGUUAAUAGUGCUGCUCCAUCAGAAUUCUGCGCUGAAAUCCAUUUCUCAAAAGAGCAAACAGAUUUUUUUAUAUUUAAUUUUGAAAUCUGACAUGGGGCUAGACAUAUUGUCAAUUUCCCAGCUGCCCCUAGUCAUGUGACUUGUGCUCUGAUAAACUUCAAUCACUCUUUACUGCUGUACUGCAAGUUGGAGUGAUAUCACCCCCUCCCUUUUCCCCCCAGCAGCCAAACAAAAGAACAAUGGGAAGGUAACCAGAUUACAGCUCCCUAACACAAGAUAACAGCUGCCUGGUAGAUCUAAAGGUGGCCAUACAUGGAUAGAUCCGCUCGUUUGGCGAUGUCGCCAAACGAGCGGAUCUCCCUCGAUAUGCCCACCUUGAGGUGGGCAAUAUCGGGGCAGAUCCGAUCGUGGGCCCUAGGGCCCAACGAUCGGAUCCUAACAUUCGGCAAACGGGCGGUCGGAUCGCGGGACCGCAUCAACAAACAGAUGCGGCCGUGAUCCGACGGGAUUUUCUGUCCCAUCCGAUCGAGAUCUGGCCGACUUUCGGCCAGAUCUCGAUCGGGGAAGCCGGCAGCUUUUAUCGGCCCGUGUAUGGCCACCUUAAGAACAACACUAAAUAGUAAAAUCCAGGUCCCACUGAGACACAUUCAGUUACAUUGAGAAGGAAAAACAGCAGCCUGCCAGAAAGCAUUUCUCUCCUAAAGUGCAGGCACAAGUCACAUGACUUGGGGCAGCUGGGAAAUUGACAAAAUGUCUAGCCCCAUGUCAGAUUUCAAAAUUGAAUAUAAAAAAAUCAGUUUGCUCUUUUGAGAAAUGGAUUUCAGUGCAGAAUUCUACUGGAGUAGCACUAUUAACUGAUGGGUUUUAGUAAAAACAUGUUUUUCCAUGACAGUAUCCCUUUAACAGCUGGAAAAUAAAUAAAAGUGCCCAGGAGUAUAGUCGCUGAAUCCGAUUAAUCUAAUAAGGGAGGGUUUUUGACAGAAUACCCAUUUUUUUCGCCUAUUUCAGUGGCAAUUAAAGGGACAGGGAUCCUUUGCAAGACGGGGUUCCGUUUUAAAGGGAAAAUAUACCCUAAGCGGUAUUAACGUCAUUUUCUUGAAAUUCGGAAACUGGGGCGUAGGCGAAUGCAUAGUCUCGCCUAGUUGUAUUCAGUCAUAUGUGCGGGAGCAGCCAUUCACGCUGUGCCCUGAUAAUCACCAACGCAACCCCUUAGAAGGGAUGUUGGUCAGUAUCCAUAGCAACCAGGUAGCAGUUUGAAUGUAAAACGGGGGAGCCACAGAACCGGAAUAGAAAUACACAACUUUUUAAAAAAACAUUUCAAGGUAUUCAUAAAAAUACAAGGUGAACUUCCCCCCUUAAAAAAGUAAAUAACGCUCUGGACAUGGUUUCAGAAUAGUGAUGAGCGGAAUACCCCUCCCCUUUGGUGAUGUCAUUGAGCGGAAUACCCCUCCCCUUUGGUGAUGUCAUUGUGCCAACUCCUUACUAACUGUAAGUCAGCGCCAGGUUCACAGCGUCCUUAUUUAUGUAUUUUCGAAAGCUACCGUAUAUACUCGAGUAUAAGCCGAGGUACCUAAUUUUACCUCCAAAAACUGGGAAAGCUUAUUGACUCAAGUAUAAGCCGAGGGUGAGAAAUGCAGCAGCUUCUGGUAAGUUUCAAUCUCGUUUUUGGAUGACUAUUCUUAGGCGCCGGCUACUAUUCUAAGGCGCCGGCGAAUAUUCUUAGGCUCCGGCUACUAUUCUAAGGCGUCGGCGAAUAUUCUUAGGCGCCGGCGACCGUUUUUGCGCUUGACCCGAGUAUAAACCGAGGUAGAGUUUUUCAGCAUAUUUUGGGGGCUGAAAAACUCGGCUAAUACUCGAGUAUAUACGGUACAUUUCUGAUUUUUUCAUAAUUUUGUACAGGAAUCUCCGAAGCCUCAAAUAACUCCAGACUAGGGGGGGUGGGGGAGACUGGAGUUUAUAAGAUUUUAUUUUUGGGGGGGAAUAUAUUUUCUUGGAUACAUUUUUAGAUUUUAUGGUAACGAACCACUAUAGUACGAAUGAACAAAAAAGAGAAACAAUUUUCCGUCCGCAUUGGGCUACUAAAUAUUUUUGAACUGACUCGCCACUUCUCCUUUAAGAUAAUCUCGGACAGAUACAUUUGGAAUGUAUUGAUACAAAAUGCACUGCUUCUGACAUAGAAAUGGUAUUUUUUUUCUCAGGGAUCGCCUUUUUUUUGUCAACUUUUUGCCUUUUUUUCUAGUUCUUAGCUUUAGCGAUGUUUCUCGUCAGUCCAACAAGCACCUUCAUGAGAUGUUCUGAAUGUUUCUGUGAUCUUCUUAGUCACAAGCUGCUCUAGAAAAUCUGUCUUUGAUAAAUCUGUUUUCCCGUAA